Archocentrus centrarchus (flier cichlid) is the source of this 945-nucleotide messenger RNA. Its product is annotated as myelin-oligodendrocyte glycoprotein-like. Gene Ontology annotation, biological process: negative regulation of T cell proliferation; positive regulation of T cell proliferation; cellular response to lipopolysaccharide. Bases 160 to 738 code for a protein of 192 amino acids. Gene Ontology annotation, cellular component: external side of plasma membrane. The record is from RefSeq and is a predicted model, not a curated record. The transcript has 4 exons. NCBI's taxonomy places the organism in Eukaryota, Metazoa, Chordata, Actinopteri, Cichliformes, Cichlidae.
GGACUCGUCACCCGGCGGGGGGUGGAGUGGGAUGUUUGAACCGCACCGCAGAGUCUAAAUCAUCCGCGCUUCGGCUGCUCGACGCUGUUUAUCGGGCGUCCAGACCCUGAUAAAUCCUAACACACGGCCUCUCUAAAAGCAGAGGAAGCAGACACAGGAAUGUCUGCAGGAACAUGUGCGUCUCUCUGCUGCGCUCUGCUCUUUGCUGGCAUCUCCAUCUCUGCAGGCCAGGAAACCAUCACAGCUGAGCCUGGACAGAACAUCAUUCUGCCAUGUCGAGCUCCAAAUAACAACCAGAUCAGAGCUGUAGUGUGGGCCAAACCUGAUCUAGAAGAUGAACAUGUGUAUUUGUACCGGGACGGACGGUUUGAUCCAGAAGAGCAGAAUCCAGUUUAUAGGAACCGGGUGGAUCUGCAGGACACACAGAUGAAGGACGGAGACGUGUCUUUGAUCCUGAAGGAUGUGACAGUUAAUGACACUGGAACAUAUGAGUGUCGCGUCAUCCAGAGAGGAGCGAGCCACAGUAACAAGGCGCCCAGCAUCAUCUACCUGAGAGUUGUUGAUCCUCCAGGUCCAUCAGGAGGAACCACAGAGGAUGGAGGAUCUGUUGGACUGAUAGCUGGUCUGUCCGUUUCUGCUGCAAUUCUUCUCCUCAUUAUUAUUAUUGCUGUUGUUGUUUUUUUGACCUACAGGGAAAAAACCCUGAAAUCAAACAUCAUCAGGUGUCAAAUAUUUUGAAAUGAGUUAUUUCCAGCUGAACUGUGAGUCUCUUUUUGCCGUUACAAGUUCUCAAGUUGUCUCUCAACACAGGAAAGACAGAGGAGAACAAGCUGAAAUUAAUAAUCAUCAAUGCUGUGUUGUUACAUUAAAGUUAAACCAUUUCCCUCCACGAAGGAGACUCCAGGCUGUUUCUGUUGUGUUGAUUCAUUUCCUUUACACUUUGUU